Gryllus bimaculatus (two-spotted cricket) is the source of this 455-nucleotide messenger RNA. The record is from the annotation of a GenBank genome assembly. Lineage: Eukaryota; Metazoa; Arthropoda; Insecta; Orthoptera; Gryllidae.
AGUUUCACUUUGUCUUGGGUAUUAAGUUUCUCUGGCUCUUACUAACGCUUCUGUCAGGUAACUUCUCUUUUUCAAUGUGGCCUACUUCCCAGCUGCCCCAAUAGGGGCUCCACUUGCUGAGAGAGAAGGCGAAAAUACAGGAACCAGAACUCGUAGAACUAACACGCCCGUAACGCUCAGCAGCCUAGCGGCCAAGAUGUCGGAGGGGCUGCGGAUUGAAUUAAUGGCAGGAUCUCUGUCCGACGACGAGACGGCGGAAACGGUGCCCCUCCCUUUGAGGCCCACGUUAGCGUCCUCGCCAACCUUCGUCGAGUGAGCACAUGACGGUAGAUUUGAGAUGCGUUUAACCUGCCCAGUGAGACGCAGUGGCGGAUUCUCAGGCGAGGGACGACGGGAAAGUCCUUCCCCGAUUUGGACUUCUGAAUGUAAUUAACCAAUAAAUAUAAAAUAUUUCC